CUCCGGCUCUGCCCGCCUCAUUCGGCGCCUUCUGCAGCCUCGGCGAGCGCGCGGCCGGGGGCUCCCUCCAGCCAGUGGCAGCCCAGGCUUGAUCUUUCAUCUGACAUCUCCAGAGAGCCAGCCGCGUCCAGCGCAUUUCCAGCCAGUGCAAACCCCCAGCCCGGAACCAAUUCAAAUUCAAGCAUCUGCAGGGAGAAGAGGAAGAUCCUCAUCUUCUUAAGCCUCCUCAAUGAGUGCCAAGCUCUCCAAGGAGUUGAGGCUGUCUCUGCCACCUUGUCUCUUGAACAGGACAUCUGCCUCCUCCAACGCCAGCAGCACCUGCAUCGCGCAGGUGGGGCAGCUCUUUCAGUCCUUCUCUUCCACUCUGGUUUUAAUCGUCCUGGUCACCCUCAUCUUCUGCCUGAUCCUCCUCUCCCUCACCACCUUCCACGUCCACAAGAGGAAGAUGAAGAAGCGGAAAAUGCAGAGGGCUCAGGAGGAAUAUGAACGGGACCACUGCAGCAGCAGCAGCCCAGAGGCAGGUAUUCAGGGAGAGACACCCCCUGGAAGAACCCCCCGGCUGGGAAGCUCCACCCAGGACUCGGGAAUCCAGCGCCCGUCUCCCCCGGAGCCCCGGAGCGCUCACCCGGCAAGAUCUUGUUUGGACACAGCUAGUGCGGGGCUCCUGCAAACCGUGGUGUUGUCAUGAUUAUUUUGGGGGGACCUCGCCAAGGCUCUGUUUGGUGUUUGUAAAUACUCCAGUGAUGAUUGUAGGCUCUGAAAAGAAAAGUUAUUAAUUAAAACGAACGAACAAACCCACAAUUCAAGCGCAUGACAAAUCACGCUGCGUUUCUCAUUGACUGUGCAAAGAAAGGAUGCGUCUUUUUAACGGAAAAGAAGCUGCACAGUGCUACCAAAUAUACAGUCAUCUGCCCGGAGGCGUGGGGGUGGGGGAUCCCAGUGUGAUGCACAGAGUUAUCAUAAGGAUCGAGAAGAUAUUUCCCCCCAUUCCUCUCCUGGGCUUAUCCCUAAUUGUAUGUUAUAAACGAACAGUUUAGAUUGGGGGGAGGAAGGGCAUGGCACAGGGUGAGAGACAAAGAAAGAGUGAUCUGAACGAUGCAGUGGGAUCCUUAGUCUCUCAAACAAAGGAGAUGAGUGCAGCUCAUGGCGAAAGGCAGGGACCUUUUGCCAGGGGCGGAGAAAGACCCGAUCUUUCUGUAGGGUCUCUUCUUCUGCAUCAAUAACUCUCUCCCUCUCCAAAGACUGGAUAUUGUUUUCUUUAGAAAUGUCCUCCCCUGGUUGAGUGCAAGUAAAACGACAGCCCUCCCCCUCCUUCCCCACUCCAUGGUAAGCCCCUUAGCUCUCGCUCUCUCUCUCUGCAAUAGCCAGUGCCCCGUGUGUCCCGACGCUUGAAAGCAGCCUAGCAGUGCUUCUUGUAUGGGAGGCAGUGGGCUGUUACGUCUUUUCCCCUACACCCACCCCAGCCCACCCCAAGUCACUUUCUAGUGUAAUACUCCAUUCGUUCUAUUAAACCUGGAAUAAGGAAUCUUUUUUUUGCUAACAGAGUAUUACGUGAUGUGCAGUAGUUUACCCCCUCAGAAUGUUUGAUUAUUUAUUUUAAAGAGGUGUGCCCUUGUUAUACCUCCUGUUGGUACUGAAGCAAAAUGUUGUUCUGUACUAUGCACUGUACACUGUAUAUUCCUCUUCGUUUAUAGCUUUUACCCAUUGAAUAAUGAAUUCAGCAGCAGUACAGAUCUGGCUUCUACUUUUUAAGGCAUUUUUAUAUCUUCUGAACCUGUACUAGACUGUUAUGAAUAUCUCUGCCUCCCCCAGGCCCUGAACAAAACCCUAAUGGAUGUGUGAAAAUGCCGUCUAUUAAAUCAUGGUUAAUAUUUCAAAAGAGGCUGAUGUAGGUCUCCCAGGAACGGACCAACAGUUAUUUGACUAUGGAAGGAAGUGUCUGAGUGGCUGCUUGUUACUGUAUGUGUUGGGGGAAUCCAAGGCAAAUUUAAUUACAGUAAAUGCAGCUUCGACUAAACACUUAAACCAGUCACCAUGACUUGCAAACGGUGCCUUAACAGAAUGGCCCUAUCUAAACUUUGAAACCUCUCCUGGUGGUAGUAUUAGAUCAGAGGUGAUGCUCUUCUGUCCAUGUUAAUGAAUAGUAAACACAAAGACAAAAAAUAAUCCAAGAGGAUGUUUUCCCAGAUACACGCUAGAAAUAAAUACCUGUUGGACGUAAUUUCCAACUAUCUUUAAUUUAUAGAAUCCCCUCUCCCCUCCAAAUCCUGGUGGAAAAGAUGGAUGUUAUGUUUUAAAAAUAUGUACACAAUGGGAGGUACUGGAGUACUUAACAGGUGACUAAUACAGUUGAUUAAAUUAAAGAUGGAGAAAUGUGGUGUUGGGAUGGGGCAGUAGAUAGAGCAUUUACUGGUAUUUGUAAUCCUAUUACAGCACCAAAAUGCAGAGGUUGUGGUACUGUAUAUCCAUUCCAUAUUUCUUCUGUUUCACGUCUAGCUAAUCAGAUGAGAAAUCUCUGUUGAGCUAGAAUAUAUGUCUCCAGCAUUUUAGGCAAAUGCUCCAUCAUCCAACUAAAGCUGCUGCUCCAUCUGCUCAGCUCAGUGGGGUAAAAUAUGUCUAGUUAAUAAUAUUUUUACAUUGCAGUUUGAUGAGACUGGCAUCUAAUUCUCAUCGCAGCUAUGAUCAGCUGCUAAUGAUUAUAUUGUUCUCUUUGGAUAAGAAAGUAGGCUAUCCCUUUUUUUCCAGUGUGGAAUAGAUGAACUUUUGUGUUUGACCCCCUUGUACAAUUGCAGCUCAUUAAUGAACCAUCAUGGAAUAAUGAAGAGAAUUCAGUGAACAGCAGUGGAGUUUCCUGGUUGUUGGUGAUCUCCACUAAACAGAAAUAUUACUUUUUCCUUCCUUUUUUGUCUUUUUAAACAAUGUAUAAUUUUCAAUUUUGUAAAAGCAAUAAGAUGUUUCACAUCACUUCAGUGCAUUUCUGGUUGAUGAUUCCGCUCCCCUAGUGUCUGAAGUCAGUCAUUCUUCCUUUUGCCUUAUACACUCAAGGCAUGCAAUAAUUCCCCAGAAGUGUACUGCCUGUCAUAUCUUAUUGCGAUUAUAAAAUUACCCUAUUUUGGAAGAAAAAGGAGGGGGGAGAGAGAGAGAGAGAGAAGCCUGGUGUGUGUGUGUGUGUGUGUGUGUGUAUAUAAAAAUUCUGCUGCCACUAAAAGUAGUUGCAGAAAUGUAUUUAGGUUUUAAAAUCUCUCACAUUUAAAACUCUACCUUCUGUUUAAUUAGCUUAGAUUUAAAUUUUUAAUAUAUCUGUAUUUAUGUAAAUCUAUGUAAAUUAUAUGGUCUAUAGUAAAACUUGAUACUGA
Trachemys scripta elegans is the source of this 3356-nucleotide messenger RNA. RefSeq names its product chromosome 1 C11orf87 homolog (gene C1H11orf87). The transcript has 2 exons. Lineage: Eukaryota; Metazoa; Chordata; Testudines; Emydidae. The coding region runs from base 230 to 688 and encodes 152 amino acids. The record is from RefSeq and is a predicted model, not a curated record.